AAAGAGGCGGUAGGUCUGCUCGUGAGGUAAGAUCAAACGGCCGGUUCGGUCAAUGUAUGCAAGAACGACGAAGACGAAGGAAGGACAGUCCCAGAGUCAAGAAAACCUAUCUUCUUUCCAACUCCUCUUAAAUCAUUACGCCAUGUAUAAUACACGAACAGCCUUAAUUCACAUAACAUUCUCAUCAAAUUCCCUCUACUGCUAGUUGCCUAGGUACACAUCAUAAUCUAUCCGGUUUCCCCCACUGUCCUAUAACAAUAUACCAAGCACUAUCGGUAAAUUAGAUUCUUCACUUACUGGCUCCUGUCUACUCUCGUAUAUAUCGAUACAUAAUCUCGGGCUGGAAAGAGAAGAACGCAGCGAUGGCAAACACAAACUUAGCACCCCAUACUCACCAAAACGCACACCCACCAAACCAGGCAUCGGAACAUGAAACAUGUCCUAUCUGCUACCUUGAAUUCCCUUCUUCGGAGAUGGUAACUCUUCCUUGCAACCAUAAGUUCAGCCAGGCGUGCAUCAUCAAAUGGACCCAACGCUAGAAACCUUGGUGCGCCGGAGAAAAACACAUGCAAUGCCCCAUGUGCCGUGGUUCGCUUCUGUAUCUAUGCGGCGACGUCAUUUCAAAAUAUCACUUACAGCCCGGCGUCCGGAUUCUACCGCAAGAGCUCACUCAGAAAUGCCCGCGGUAUCAUAUCAGUCAACGUGAACAUUCCGUCGACUCUUUUAGUCGACCACUCCAUCCGGCUGCCGUGGAGAGCAUACGCGUACAUAACCUGCCAAGGGUCAUGGACAGUCUCCUAAGAGGCGAAUUUUGGGAUAACGCCUCGGAUACUUCAGAAAUCCGCGGUGCAUACGACAAUGGCACCCUCGACGACGUGGUUCACUUCGUUUCGACCAUCAUACAGUCUCAAGAGCCCAUCCC
This is a messenger RNA of Hypoxylon trugodes, 922 nucleotides long. RefSeq lists its product as uncharacterized. Bases 363 to 539 code for a protein of 58 amino acids. The transcript has a single exon. Lineage: Eukaryota; Fungi; Ascomycota; Sordariomycetes; Xylariales; Hypoxylaceae. The record is from RefSeq and is a predicted model, not a curated record.